GUCUCUUCAUAUUCGCCAGCGUAACUGGGUACCAAGCAUUUUACACUUGGUCGGAUCCUAGAAUUAUGAGACGGGGGCUUUAAAAACGUUGUGGUUUUUUUCGCGUUGCGUUUCGCUCAGUGGUCGAUUCAUCACCUUACCAGAUCCUCCACAUCUGCCUCUCGAAGGAACACCGAAGUCGAUACCAGCACCCAGCAUCAACAAUUCUCGAGCGUUAGCUGACCAGCCUCCACAAUUCUCCCAAGCUCCGUCCUCUUCUUACGGUUCGUCGCCUGGUUAGCUGGCCUACCACCACCACUAACAACAGCAGAAUCUGCAGCAGCAGCAGCAGCAGCUUCUUGCGCCAGUGGACAAGGAACGGCGACGGUUAUCGAGUAUCCAUUACCAUCCCCAUUCCAGCGCCGUCCCCAUUCACAACCACAGCCUCAGCCCGAACCCCAAUCCGCCAUGACUCAUUCUCUCUCCGGUGGCGGCGGCGGCAGUAGGGCCCCGUCGUUCCUGCUGACAUGGGCCGUCGUCUCAACCACUGCCUCCUUCACCCUCCUCCUCCUCAUCGUCGUACACAUGCUCUCGCCCGCCUCGCUGCCGAGCCUGAGCCAGACGCUCGGCGUGGGAGGCUCGGGCGAUCCGAACCAGGUGCUCGCGGGGCAGGUUUCACGCGUGCAGAUGGCGUGGGGAGAUCGGCAGGGGCAGCAGGGGGAGGGGGAGGGGGAGGGGGAGGGGGAGAGAGCGUGCAAGAAUUGGAUCCACGUGGCGUUCAGGGAGCGCGGGAUUCCCAACACGAGGAAAUGGAGCCCGUGGCUGCCACCGCUCUCCCCCUGUCGCGUGCAGGGGCUGCCCAUAGAGGCGGUGGAGCCGGACCUCAACUUCCGGCGCGGGUUCACGCUGGGCUACGUGGACUACGAGGAGGACAAGCUGCACGUGCUGCCGUACCUCAGAGCCGCGCUCGACCACCGCAUGCACAGGAGGGGGCGGCGUGUGUUCAUAGACUUUGGCGCCAAUGGUUUCCACACGAGCGUGACGUGGUUCCUCACCAUGUACCCCUUGGAGUUCACCGAGGUGCACGCCUUUGAGAUCGAGCCCCGCAUGUUUGUCGUGCCCCAGCCACACGACGAGCUGCUCAACACCAGCGCUAUGACCUCAGGCUCACGGCUUAGGCCCAGGGGGCGUGGGCCGGCGCCUAUCCCUGGGUGGAUGCUGGAGCGCAUUCGGCCCUACAACACCAUGGUUGGGCUUGAGGACAACCCGGAGAAGAAUUCCAUCAACGCCACUCGGUGGCUGCUGGAGGAACUGCGGGUCACGCCAGAGGACACCGUUGUGGUCAAGAUGGAUAUCGAAGGGGCCGAAUGGACCCUGCUUGAUGCUUGGUUGGGCGUGCCUGGCUUGGAGCAGAUUAUAGACGAGUUAUUUGUGGAGGUACACUAUCACCACGAAACCAUGCUCGACUUCCAUUGGUACACCACUCGCUUCAACGCAACGCGAGAGGAGGCAGCGCAAUUGUUCAACCGGCUGCGGGCCAAAGGAUUUUAUGCACACGCAUGGCCUUAGUGGAAAAAACUUAUUUCUCCUACUCCCUUAUAUUCACUCCAUAGUAUCAUCCGUUUCUUGUAACAUAUUUUGGUUACUAAGCAUAUUCACUCA
This is a messenger RNA of Closterium sp. NIES-67, 1641 nucleotides long. The record is from the annotation of a GenBank genome assembly. NCBI's taxonomy places the organism in Eukaryota, Viridiplantae, Streptophyta, Zygnematophyceae, Desmidiales, Closteriaceae.